This is a messenger RNA of Labrus mixtus (cuckoo wrasse), 1920 nucleotides long. RefSeq names its product alpha-N-acetylgalactosaminidase-like. The record is from RefSeq and is a predicted model, not a curated record. Gene Ontology annotation, cellular component: cytoplasm. NCBI's taxonomy places the organism in Eukaryota, Metazoa, Chordata, Actinopteri, Labriformes, Labridae. The transcript is spliced from 9 exons. Gene Ontology annotation, molecular function: alpha-galactosidase activity. The coding region runs from base 11 to 1315 and encodes 434 amino acids. Gene Ontology annotation, biological process: oligosaccharide metabolic process; glycosylceramide catabolic process; glycoside catabolic process.
GCUUUUUAAAAUGCAUUUGGCAGUGUUUUUAUUGGCAUCAGUGCUUUCUGCGGCCACCUUUGCCCUCGACAAUGGAGUGAUGAGGACCCCUCCCAUGGGCUGGUUGGCAUGGGAACGAUUCCGCUGCGACAUUGACUGUAAAAAUGACCCCAAGAACUGCAUCAGGCAAAAUCUGUUCAUUGACAUGGCUGACAGACUCUCAGAAGACGGCUGGAGGGAACUCGGUUACGUCUACGUGAACAUCGACGACUGCUGGUCCUCCAUGGAAAGAGAUGAAAACGGCCGGCUGCAGGCUGACCCUAAAAGGUUUCCAGGAGGCAUCCCUAAACUGUCUCGCUACUUGCACGACAGAGGUCUUAAGCUGGGGAUCUAUGGGGACAUGGGCACACACACCUGUGGGGGUUACCCUGGCACCACGCUGGACAAGAUUGAAAUCGAUGCUCAGACCUUUGCCGACUGGGAGGUGGAUAUGUUUAAAUUUGACGGCUGUUAUUCUAAUGCCACUGAGCAAGCGAAAGGUUACCCUCUCAUGUCAAAGGCUUUAAAUGCCACAGGCCGUCCUAUUGGCUACUCCUGCAGUUGGCCGGCCUACCAGGGGGGGCUGCCACCUAAGGUAAACUACACUCAGCUGGGCGAGAUCUGCAACCUGUGGCGUAACUAUGGCGACAUCCAGGACUCUUGGGACAGUGUGCUGAAUAUUCUCGAAUGGUUCUUUGAGAACCAGGAUGUCCUGAUACCUGCAGCAGGACCUGGAAGGUGGAAUGACCCUGAUAUGCUGGUCAUCGGUGACUUUGGCCUCAGCAAGGACCAGUCUCGCUCUCAGAUGGCACUGUGGGCAAUCAUGGCUGCUCCUCUCUUCAUGUCCAACGAUCUGCGCACCAUCAGCAGCGAAGCACGCAGCAUUUUGCAGAACAAAAUGGUUAUCAGCAUCAACCAGGACCCCAUGGGCAUCCAGGGCAGACGCCUUGUAAAGGAGAAGAGUAACAUUGAAGUGUUCUGGCGCCCCCUGUCGAGCGAUGCCAGCGCUUUGGUAUUCUUCAGUCGUCGUACUGAUAUGCCCUACCGCUACCAAACCUCCCUAAGCAAACUCAACUACACCACCGGCAGCUACAAAAUCUACGAUGUCUUCACUGACAAGACCAUGAUCCUGAAAGACUCCACUAACUUUGUGGUGUCAGUGAACCCAACAGGUGUGGUCAUGUGGUACGUCUCUGCGCCUAGCAAACUGAACCGCCGACAGUUCUAUAGAGGUGGAAACGUCCAGGAUUCAGUCUACACUGGUGAUGAAAACGCCAACCCUCGUGUCUUCCUCUGACCGCUCCAUGAUUGACUUUUUUUAAUUGAAAAUCACAUCAUAGUUUCUGACACACUGCAGUGGCUCUUGAUUAAGUGUCACAUGAACAUUGUCCGGUGCUAGAAGGACUUUACUUCUCUUCUUCGCAAUAAAGUGCCAAUGAAAAGUUCUAAAUGCUGUUGUAUAAAACGCAGCACACAUCAUGAAUCCUCUUUUAGCUCAGGGACGUGCAUUUUGCUUCUAUUUCACAUGUCUGAAAUUCUUCAUGUGAGAGUGUCUGAAACAAAACAAACCUGAUCUCACUCGAAUGAGAGAAAUGAUUUUAGUAAUCGCGGCUUGAGCACUGAUCAUUGAUUGUAACAUCAAACCUGGUAACAAACCUGGAAAGCUGCUCCUCCUUUUUGUCUACAGAAGCAGGAUAGACUUAAGCUUUUCUAAGAAGGCUGAUUUUUAAUUGUGUUUCCUUGGAAAGUGUGCUUUGUUUAGGCAUAAGGCUUAAGUCUGUCAACAUCUGGAUGUUGUAUUGCUCAGGAUAAUUCGUAUGAAUGUGUGUGUAUGAAAUUAAAAGCUUUUAUUUGACAUCGUUCAGUGAAUGUGUUAUUGCCUGAAAUAAAUCAAACAUUUGA